Colius striatus (speckled mousebird) is the source of this 1317-nucleotide messenger RNA. Its product is annotated as ras-related protein Rab-11A. Gene Ontology annotation, molecular function: GTP binding; GTPase activity. The record is from RefSeq and is a predicted model, not a curated record. Gene Ontology annotation, biological process: constitutive secretory pathway; regulated exocytosis. Bases 80 to 730 code for a protein of 216 amino acids. Gene Ontology annotation, cellular component: recycling endosome. The transcript has 5 exons. NCBI's taxonomy places the organism in Eukaryota, Metazoa, Chordata, Aves, Coliiformes, Coliidae.
CCCCAGGGCCAGAGCUGGGAAAAAGGCCCCAAAAGGUCCCGGUUGUCUCCGUGGGAGUCGGGUGGUGGUGUUGGGCGAGAUGCGGGGUAAAGAGGAUGAGUACGAUUAUCUCUUCAAAGUUGUGCUCAUCGGGGACUCUGGGGUGGGGAAGAGCAACCUCCUGUCCCGCUUCACCCGCAACGAGUUCAACCUGGAGAGCAAGAGCACCAUUGGGGUGGAGUUUGCCACCAGGAGCAUCCAAGUGGACAACAAGACCGUGAAGGCUCAGAUCUGGGACACGGCCGGGCAGGAGCGGUACCGAGCCAUCACCUCAGCGUACUACAGGGGGGCAGUGGGAGCUCUGCUUGUCUAUGACAUUGCCAAGUACCUGACGUACGAGAACGCCGAGCGCUGGCUGAAGGAGCUGCAGGACCACGCGGACGCCAACAUCGUCAUCAUGCUGGUGGGCAACAAGAGCGACCUGAGGCACCUCAGAGCCGUGCCCACCGAUGAGGCCAAGAGCUUUGCAGAGAAGAACGGGCUGUCCUUCCUCGAGACGUCUGCUCUGGAUUCCACCAACGUGGAGACAGCUUUUCACAACAUCCUCUCGGAGAUCUACCACAUCGUGUCCCAGAGGCAGAUCACGGGGCAGCCCGAGUCGGAGUUUGGCCCCAGCACGACCAUCGAGCCCAUCCGGGUGCUGCCCACGCAGCAGGAGGGUCGGCAGGCCCCGUGCUGCCAGAGCAUCUGAGCCCAUGGGCUGUCCCCCACCCCCAACACUCCCAGCACAAGGUGCCAGCACAGCUUUUGCCCUCUCCCUCAGCUCACUGCAGCCUCCCAGGACACACACUGCUCAGUGUUUCUGUAGGACCUACACAAAUAGGAGGGAGAUGCAUCAGGGUCUGCUCUCGCUCCUGUCCCUGGGUCCUCUGGUCCUGGAGGCACAGGCAUGGGGAAGGGGGCUCUGAGUGGGCUGUGGGUGUCACUGAGAGCACCCAAACAGCUCAGGUAACUCAGCUUGAGUGGUGACAUCCUGGCUGGGAUGGGGCAGGGGGACAUGGGUGUGGGGGGACAUGGUGUGCACCCCUCUCACCCCAUGAAGCGUCAGCUGUGCAUCUGGCUUCACCCAGCUCCACUCCUUCAGCACCCAGAGCUGGGGGUACCCCUGGGUGCUGCCAGGGCAGCUGGGGAGACCCCAGGGAGGGGUGCAGGGAGUGACACCCCAGUCAUGUCUGGAAAAUCCCUGCUUCCCAUGUUGUGAGCCCCUCAGAUUCUGUCCAUGGCACAGCCUCAGGAGAAGCUGAGCUGAGGCUUGCAGUAAGGGACCUGGGGGGCAUG